AUGUCUAAAGCAAUUGAAGCCCAAAAGCGCCGCGCCAUGGUCCCCGCCAUCGCAGGGCUCUCACUACUCGGCUUCGGCGUCUACUGCAUAGGAAACAGAUCAUCAAAGGACUUCAACGCAACCGGAGCCAACGGCGUGAUUGGAGCCGGGGGUGCAAGCAAAGGAAAUGUGAGCGCGUCUCUACAAGAGACAUUCGGAACGGGUGGUUCAACAGCUGGCACAACAACCGACUAUGAGACAAAGGACACUCGUGCAGUAAGCAACAUGACGGGUAUCUACACUAAGAAGGAAGCUGGUAAAGAGGAGGGAAGACAAUUCCGUAACCCGUUAGUACCAAAGGGGGAGAGCAAGAAGCAGGAGGAUAUUGUUGGCGUUACUGGGUCACCUGGAAAAUAA
Messenger RNA from Fusarium venenatum, 396 nucleotides. RefSeq lists its product as uncharacterized. The record is from RefSeq and is a predicted model, not a curated record. NCBI's taxonomy places the organism in Eukaryota, Fungi, Ascomycota, Sordariomycetes, Hypocreales, Nectriaceae.